Symbiodinium sp. CCMP2592 is the source of this 3960-nucleotide messenger RNA. NCBI's taxonomy places the organism in Eukaryota, Dinophyceae, Suessiales, Symbiodiniaceae. The record is from the annotation of a GenBank genome assembly.
AUGCCUGCUGCUUGGCCGACGUCCCUGGCACGCUUGGGGCUGUUGCGGCAGCAUGGGGUCAAACCCGACGUGGUGGACGUCACGCAGGCUUUGGCGGGCUGUGGUGGCAAUGCCUGGCCCGUGGCUUUGUCCGCUCUUCGGGAGGUUGCCAUCUUCAGAUUGCAGACCGACGUGGUCUUUUUUGGCGCCCAGUUCUGUGCGCUGCGCAGCGCUUGGAUGAUGGCACAGGCGUUGCUUGUGGUACUGGAGGCCUCCGGAAUCUUCGUCAACACCCUUGCUCUGAACGCGCUGCUGGCUGCUUUGGGCCAACGUGCCUGGAGUGCGGCGGCGAAGCUCCUGAUGGAGGAGCAGGUGCUUCGAAAUGUCAUCUCUUUCAGCACCCUCGUCACUGCCUGUGGCGAUGCAGAUGAGUGGUGGCGCGCCCUGCGCCUGUUUUCCCAGGUUCCUCAGAGCCGUUUGCAAUCGAACCUGGUCAUUUUCAAUGCAGCUGCCACUGCUGCUGCUUCUGGUGCCGACUGGAGAGGAGCGACGAUUCGCCUCAGAGACCUGCAGAUACCCGCAGACAUCAUCACCUACAAUGCGACGCUGAGCAGCUACGAACCGAAGGAGUGGCCGCGAGCUUUACAAUUCCUUGCGGCGUUGCGCUGUCAUAGGCACCUCAAGGGUAACGCGGUGAGCUACAACGCCUGCAUCAACAUCUGUGAGAAGAGUGCUCGCUGGGAGCAGGGGCUGUGGCUUUUCAAAAGAUCGCCCCAGCCUCUUAAUGCAGACCUUGCUGGCGCCAACGCCGCAGCCUCGGCCUGCGGCCGCGGCAGCUGCUGGCAGCUGACUAGGCUCCUCUUCGAGCGUCUGGCGACGAAGCUCUGCAAGACGGACCAAAUCAGCCGCCACGUGAACAUUUCUGCCUGCGAGCGCAGCGGGCAGUGGCAGCAGGCGCUGUGGCUGCACGUGUGGCAGCACCAGGACAGCUUGCGUGCCAGCGCUGUCUCGUACAAUGCGACCAUCAGCGCUUGUGAGACGGCCGGGAGUUGGCAUCAGGCACUGGCACUCCUCGGGCAGAUGGAGGAGGCGGUUGAAGCCGAUGUCGUCACCUUCGGUUCUUUAGUGUCUUCCGUCGGUCGCGCAGCGCAGUGGCAGCAAACAGUGGGUUGGCUGCGUGCGGCACAGAUUCCAGGCCGUGAUGCAACAUUGAUCUUGGGCGCCGCCAUGUCCAGGACGGCGCAGGCCUCGCAGUGGCAGCACACGAUGGUGCUCCUGGAGGAGGUCGGGGCGGACCCCGACGUCGCAGCCGUGGAGGCACAGGGAGAUGCCGAGAAGCAGCAGAGGAGUCAUGCUGAGGACAAUGGUGAAGAUGAGGAUAUGGAUGAACAUGAAUGUGCGGUCGUGGACAUCAGUCAUCAGUCCGUCAGAAUCGAGAAGCAGGCUGGUGGUGAUGCCGCCUUUGCAAUCCACAUCUUGGUGCAGCUGCGCGUGGCCACGCGAAGGAUCCGGCGAUUGCGUAGUGAGGGUGCAGUUUGCCCCGUGGUCCGCCCUCCUCCUCGCGCUGGCAACCCCAAGCGUGGCAAGCUUGCUGCCCUCUCCCCGCAAGCGGUCUCCAAGGCCCAGAUCCAAGGGCCAAGUCAAGGACAAGGGUGCCUCCUCCAGGAGCUGGAGGAGGAGGAGAGGGAUUUGUGCGGUUUGAGCGCUUUGUUGGGGAACACUUUGACUGUGGACGGAGAGCCGAAGUCUGUUCAUAGCAGGAAGAGAAUGCAUGAGGAGGCUUUUGACCUGCUGAACUUGGAAGACCGUCAGACGGACAACUGGCCGCUUACACUUCUCCUCUUCGAGGUCUUUGCCGCAAGUGCGCUUAGCCAUCGGAGAGUUACGCUGGGAGUCGGGGAGACGGUCGGCGUCAUCGCCCUCAACGUCGCCGUGGGAGCCGCUGGUGUCGGCAGCCUUUGGCGGCUCGCCUUGGGACUGAUUGAGGAGUACCAAAUCGCUGGGUUGCAUCCGACGGGGAUCACCUUCAAUGCUGCGCCCGGGCCAGAAGAUUCCGGGGCCAUGGGGGCAUUGGCGAAGCUGGGCCUUGACACGCAAAUGCGCCGCCAAGCCGUCGAGCGGACUGUUGUUAGCAGCUUGCCGGCUAUCGGCUAUGGCACCGCCAUCAACGCUGUUGCCACUCAGGGAGCAUGGCACUUGGCCCUGCACUUGCUGUCGGACUUCGAGCUGCACGCCAUGCCACCAGUGGCCCAGCUCUAUGUCACUGCUAUCGGACAUGCAGAGAUCCUUGCUGCAGGCUUCCAACUGGGCUUUGAUGCCGGUACCCGACACCUGGCUGCAGGCCAGAUGUUUCACGGAGUGGGCGCGGGAGUAUUUGGUCAAGCACCCUAUCGACCAGAAACACUUGCUGGACCACUACGUCCGGCCCGUGAGACCGUCAGCGCGGACGGGUGGGGCAACGGCUUUCGGCAGGAUCUGGAGAUAAAGGCCCGUGAGACCGUCAGCGCGGACGGGUGGGGCAACGGCUUUCGGCAGGAUCUGGAGAUAAACGAGAAAGACAAGUGUUGGGCCGUCGGGGUAGCACAGAACUGCUACAAAGUCGACUGGCCGAUCCAUGGACGAACUCUCAUGGGACUGGGCGGUGGCCGUGAACCAGUGAUAGGCUAUGACUUGACAAGGACCCUUAGCCCCGCUUCCCUUUCGUCACUCGGCGGCAUGUCUGAUGUGACAGUGGCUGCGCCGGUGACCGCGCCGGGCGUUGAAGUCCCAGUAGCCACCACGAUGACCGCGCCGGGCGUUGAAGUCCCGGUAGCCACCAUGAUGACCGCGCCGGGCGUUGAAGUCCCAGUCCCGGUAGCCACCACGAUGACCGCGCCGGGCGUUGAAGUCCCGGUAGCCACCACGAUGGUAAGGUGGUGGAGUGCCUGUCUGUCUGCUUUGGUUCCGGCUAGCGGACGCGGGGCCCAGGAACUCCUUGCAGAAGUGGGCCGAGAGGGGCUGCGGAUCGUGGCGGAUGAGCCGGGAAUCCCCUGGUGCCUCCGAGUCGCGCUGUGGAUGUCGUGGGCGGAACAGGGCAAGCCACGGCCCCUGCAGCUGAGCCAGCUCAGCCGAAACGCAGACAUGUCUUCGAACCUGGUAAAUGCAGAGCCUGCCAACUCAGGCAGAGUGCGGCUGCGUUCGGCCACGGCCUUGCAGCCGCGGCACAGGAAAGACGCCGUCGCCCAGCUGAAUGCAGAGAUCACCGCGGCCAGCCGAGGCAAGAACUGGCGCCAAGCACUUCGCCUUUUUCAAGGCUUCGAGGCGAGAAGCCUUCGAGCCGAUGGGAUCUCUUACACGGCUGACAUGGUGGUCUACACCGCCGCCAUCGCGGCAGCGGAGAAGGCCCACCACUGGCAGAUGGCUCUUUGCCUCCUCGAACAGAUGCUCCAAAGGCAGCUUGGCCUGGACGUCUACACCUGCAGCGCCGCCAUCAGCGCUUGCGAAGCACAGGGACGCUGGCGGGAAGCAGUGCUGCUUCUCUCCUCCAUGCGCAGCUGGCGCAGCCAGCCGAACGUGGUCAGUUUCAGUGCCGCUCUCAGUGCCUGUGAGAAGGCUGGAAAGUGGGCAUUGGCUUUCGAAAUCUUGGAAGAAAUGCAAGAGAGCAGUGUGGCACCAAACACGAUCACCUACAAUGCCGUCCUUUCUGCCAUCGAGAAGUCUGGACAGUGGGAGUUGGCCUUUCAGCUUCUCUUUGACAUUCCGGAGCCGAGUGCUAUCAGCUUCACAGCGGCUUUAGCCGCCUGCGAAUCUCAGAGUGCCUGGGAGUCCGCCCUUUGGCUGCUAUCGACUCGAAUGCCUGAGUCCAGGAUUGCUCCCAGUGUGUUAAGCUACGCCGCCGUGGAGGUGUGUUGCGAGGACAGCUACUGCCCUCGCCAAGUCGCCGAGCUGCUGUCAGAGGUCCGAGCUACUGCGGCUGAGACGCUUUUCCGGGCCUGGUCUUAG